Molecule: messenger RNA, 930 nt
Organism: Homo sapiens (human)
Lineage: Eukaryota; Metazoa; Chordata; Mammalia; Primates; Hominidae
Gene: OR4C46
Product: olfactory receptor family 4 subfamily C member 46
Exons: 1
Coding region: 1-930 (309 amino acids)
Biological process (GO): G protein-coupled receptor signaling pathway; detection of chemical stimulus involved in sensory perception of smell
Cellular component (GO): membrane; plasma membrane
Molecular function (GO): olfactory receptor activity; G protein-coupled receptor activity
Source: RefSeq, marked provisional
AUGGAGAAUAGGAAUAACAUGACAGAGUUUGUUUUGCUGGGGCUUACAGAGAAUCCAAAGAUGCAGAAAAUCAUAUUUGUUGUGUUUUUUGUCAUCUAUAUCAUCACUGUGGUGGGAUAUGUGCUCAUUGUGGUCACCAUCACUGCCAGCCCAUCACUGGGGUCCCCCAUGUACCUUUCCCUGGCCUAUCUCUCCUUUAUUGAUGCCUGCUAUUCCUCUGUCAAUACCCCUAACCUGAUCACACAUUCACUCUAUGGAAAGAAGGCCAUCCUAUUCAAUGGAUGCAUGACUCAAGUCUUUGGAGAACAUUUCUUCGGAGGUGCAGAGGGCAUCCUACUUACUGUGAUGGCCUAUGACCACUAUGUGGCCAUCUGCAAGCCCUUGCACUAUAUGACUAUCAUGAACCAGUGUGUGUGUGCCCUGCUAAUGGGAGUGGUGUGGAUGGGAGGCUUUCUUCAUGCAACCAUACAGAUCCUCUUCAUCUUCCAAUUACCUUUCUGUGGUCCUAAUGUCAUAGAUCACUUUAUGUGUGAUCUGAACCCUUUGCUCAACCUCGCCUGCACUGACACCCAUAUGCUGGAACUCUUCAUUGCUGCCAACAGUGGAUUCAUCUGCUUGUUAAACUUUGCCCUCCUGCUGGUCUCCUAUGUGGUCAUCUUGUGCUCCCUAAGGACUCAUAGCUUGGAGGCAAGGCACAAAGCCCUCUCCACCUGUGUCUCCCACAUCACGGUUGUCAUCUUAUUCUUUGUGCCCUGCAUAUUUGUGUACAUGAGACCUGCAGCUACUUUACCUAUUGAUAAAGCAGUUGCUAUAUUCUACACUAUGAUAACUCCUAUGUUAAACCCCUUAAUCUAUACCUUGAAGAAUGCCCAGAUGAAAAAUGCCAUCAGGAAAUUGUGUAGUAGAAAGGACAUUUCAGGUGACAAAUAA